AUACUGGCCAAAAUGAAGAACUUUUCGUUAGCAGAUAUACCGGAGUUCUCUAAAAAAGAGCGCAUAGUUGUAGUUGGGAUAAUAGGCAAGUCCCCAUAUCGGUACCCAAAUAAAACAACACCGCUCUUGUCUUCAUCGGCCACUGUAGAGAAUGGCAUUGAAUGCCACUGGGAUGAGCGCCACAAUACACUAUUCCUCCACGCAAUCACAUACCUGGACACCAAGCAGUUGGCCACUCUCGCAGCCAGUCUCAAUGACAACUCCAACUCUACGGAGAAGGAUGCCGAUGCUUCCCACUGGCUCGUGGCGGCUGGAGAGCUGGCAACGGAGGCCUGCAAGGCUAUGGCGCUGAUGUUCCAUCUGUGCCACAUAGUGGUGCUGUCAUCGCCUACUCCGGUGUUUGAUCUUGGAUAUCUGCAGUUGUUUAAAGCUAUUGAUGCUUAUAGGACCGAGCUGGCCCCUCGCACCUCAGCCGCCGUAUCCUCCCUCGGCGGCGCGUGGGAGGCGCACGGGCGCUCCUGUUGCCCGCGCCUCCUCUUCCACUUCCGUAGGGCUCCACGGGCCUUAGCAAGGAACCCUGCCGGCCUGAAGCGGCUAGAACACGCGGUGGAAGACCAGUUGUACUUCAUACUGAGGAAAGCGCGUAUUAUCACGAAUGUUUGUGCCAAAUCCCUCUUCGCCAUCCCGAAGAACGAAGAGUUCGUAUACAUGAGCGCGGACGAAGCUCCCUGCGCGCGCGACGUCAGCGCGCUCGUGCGUGGCCUCGUGCGGCGCUGCGCUGGAGUCGAACCCGUGGACCACCGGCCUGAGAGAGGGGGGCUUAGGCAGUUUAUACAGGGACACGUGGACUUGGCGUUCGGAGAGGGGUUUGAUGAUAAUGUUGGGAAAUACGCUAUGAGUACUUCAUUCUUUGAGCUGCCAGCGGCAUCGACUUGGCGCUCCGCGGCGCAGGCGUUAGCGCCACUGUACUUGGAGUCCCCGGCUGUCGAGGGCGGAGCCCUGCACGACUCCCUCGCUACAGAUGUUCGGUUCUCGCAUGCCCGAUGUGCUAAGGUGUUACCCAUCGCGCAAGCGUCAUACGCCGAGGGUUUACCGGCGCACUACUCCAGCCAACACCACGCGCACAAGGUGAGCGUGGCGUUAGGCGUGCUACACACGAUGGCCCGCGGUCCCGUAGCAGGGGCUGCGGAGGCGCGCCUGCGGGCCGCCUGCAUGGCCGCCUGGCGCUCCCGGUCCCUGUGCGAAGCGCCCUCGCUCACCGCCCAUCCCUGCAUACAUCCCGAGCAUGACAACACAAAAGAGCACUCAUCAGGCGUCCGCUACAUCAGCGCGUGCAACUGCGGCCGCAGCAAGUGCUCCCGCGACGACCCGUACACAGUGAAAGCGGCCAACUGCACGUUCUACACCACCGCGGCCACUGAGUGCGGAGUCUGUUCCACUCUGACGUCUGUGGCGUUCCCCGUGUUCACCCCCUCCACGCCCACCUACAGGGCCGCGUCAGUGAAAGCUGGUUCUCAAGAGGCGGAGCCCGAGCCCCGGGCGUCGGACGGCAACUCGGGCUGCUCGGGCUGGUCGGCGGGCGACGCGCUGUCCCCCGGCUCCGGCGACGACGAGCCCGCGCCGCAGUACCUAGUGCCCGCGCGGGACCACGAAAAAGUGAUAACCCGGCAACCCUCGACCACGGAGUACCUCCCCGGAAUGCUGCACACGGCCUCCCCCCCAGGCUUGCUACCAGCCUUCUCCUCCUGGUCCCUGGUGUGCCUCGGAGCCUCCUCGCUGUAUUCGCACAGCCUGGGCCUGCCCGAGCACCUGCAGCCGGGGCUGCUCCCGCACACCAACUACCUGCUGCCGUGGGACGCCAGAGUGCGUAUGGAGCAAGUAAGCGCGUGGCGAGCAGCACAAGCGUCGGCACGCGGGCGCGGCAAAGGCACCGUACCGCAUCACCUCACCGUCAAGAUAUUCCUGGGUUUUGAAUACGAGUGUCCCCGUGGGCACAGAUUCAUGAUGUCCUCUCCCGACACCGUAGUGAACGGAGGCGGCGGCGCGUGCGGCCGCGACGCCGGCGCCGCGGGCGCACGGCUAGCCGCCUCCGAUAUGCCGCUAUAUGCGCCGUGUCUAUGCCGAGGGACUAAUACUAUGCUGGCUCAGUUGAUGAGAGUACAUGUUGUCACUCCGAAGGCGCCCGUUCAUGUGACUUUAGACCCUAAGGUCCAACCAGUAACCGGCGGACCGAUCUUCGUGCCUGAACCGGCUGGUUCCGAGCCCAUCGAGCUCUCGGGCUCCGCCUACUGGGUGCUCCGCCUCCCCUACAUAUACGCCGACGAGCGCGGGCCUCUGCCUCGGCCUCGGCAGGCCUCGGGGCUGCUGUUGGCGCCGCUGCUGGGCUUGAGGGAGUAGACACAGGUGACACAUGCGGGGUGCUCCUCCCCUACAUAUACGCUGACGAAUGGGGGCCUCUACCUCGGCCUCGGCAGGCCUGGAGGCUGCUGCUAGCGCCGCUGCUGGGCCUGAGGGAGUAGACACAGGUGACAACAUGCUGGGUGCUCCAGAAUUAUUCUUUUGCUAUAGGAAUUAACAACAUUGGUGCACUUGGGGAAAAAACACCAAACAGUGACUGUGAAAAUAUCACUAUGCUUGAGUGAGCCAACGAUUUCGUAAAAUGUAGGAACUGUACCUAUGUUGUACCUUACACU
This is a messenger RNA of Cydia splendana, 2693 nucleotides long. Its product is annotated as nonsense-mediated mRNA decay factor SMG8. The transcript is spliced from 13 exons. NCBI's taxonomy places the organism in Eukaryota, Metazoa, Arthropoda, Insecta, Lepidoptera, Tortricidae. The record is from RefSeq and is a predicted model, not a curated record. Gene Ontology annotation, biological process: nuclear-transcribed mRNA catabolic process, nonsense-mediated decay. The coding region runs from base 13 to 2397 and encodes 794 amino acids.